AUGCAGUUGACAGCAGUAUGUAAUCUGCGCCGUAUUAUCAACCCAUCUUAUCAUCCGUUCAGUGUAAUUCCAAAGCCAGCAAUAUGGAUGAAAAGAGAGAGAUUACGACGAUUUAUUGCUGUAAGUAUGUUUUUGUAGAUGUAUUCGUGGUUUUAUAUUACAUUUUACAUAGUUUCUUUUUAAAUUGUUUUUGUAGUUAAAUAGUAUGCUUUUUAGUGGCAAUAUGCGUCUAAGAGGACGACGGUUAGAGCUGGUUCAAGACAGUUGAACAAGAUCUUCAUCUACAUGGAUAUGCAACAAAAGGACGAGAAAAACUUUGAGAGAUUCGUAAGUUUUGCGUUAUUUAUGUCAACUUUUUGUUUUAGUACUCAGAAGAACGAUUGAACGCUGGAUUAGCUUUGAAUAACAUUGAGUACAUGCACUUCAGAAACAUGUUGGACCAAGCACAUGUAUUGUUGGACAACAAUUGUCUGUCGCAGUUGGCCAUAUACGAGCCUAGGACGUUUGAGGUAGUUAGACUUUUUGAUAUGUCAAUUUUUAAUAAUUACAUAUAAUGAACAAUGCAGAAUAAUUGGUUUAUUUUAGAGCAUUGUGAACUUGACCCGCAAAAUGGCUUUGGAAGACGACCGAGAUGUUGUUAAUGAGCAAAAGCUGGACAACGUUGAAGUGGAACAAGAAUGGCUUGGUGAGCCACUACCGAGGUCAAUUUACUUUGCCAAGGGCCCAGCUAAGAACUACAGAGGAAAAGUUCGGAAACUGCGUGUCGAUGAAUUUUAA
Messenger RNA from Bursaphelenchus okinawaensis, 777 nucleotides. NCBI's taxonomy places the organism in Eukaryota, Metazoa, Nematoda, Chromadorea, Rhabditida, Aphelenchoididae. The record is from the annotation of a GenBank genome assembly.